CUACCAACCUCACACUCUUUCACUUCCCCAUUUUUCUCUCUUUCUCUGUCUACAAACAGAACCUCUAGAUCUCCAUUUUCCAGACAAAUAAAUCUACAAAUUUCCCCUUUUUCUUUUUCAAAUUUUAUUUUCUUUCCUCCAAAGUAAAAAUUAUUAUUCAGAUAAAAAAUCCUUCCCCCCAUUAAUUUUCCUCCAUUACAUGGAAGAAAAAUGGAAGCUUUCAAAAAAGGAAUCAGCUUCUUCUUCUUCUUCUUCUUCUACUUCCAAAUCAUUCUUUUCCAGAAGCGGUUCCACCAGAAGCACUUCCUCAAAAUUACCAUUAUUAAGAAGCUUAUCCCAAAAACACACUCCCUCCUCCUCCGCCGCCUCCGCCGCUGCCGGAAAGUCCCCGACCGAUCUUCGCCGCAGCUCCUCCCAAAAAAAUUCCUCCUCAUCCAUUGGCCACAAAUGCAGCAGCUUAGCCAAAGAACAAAAGGCCAGAUUUUACAUCAUGCGCCGAUGUGUUGCAAUGCUUGUUUGUUGGCAUAAACAUGGCGAUCCAUGAAACCUUCUAUACACCGCCGCCCUACACUAUCUUUAUCCUUUUCCCCCCAUCAGUAAGCAUUUUCUUUUUUUAGCUUAAUUUUUGGAUCUCUUUUCUCUCUUUUUUUUUUUUUUUCAAUCAAAUUUAAGAAUUUAUAUUUUUGUUAGAUUCAAAAUGUAAUUAGAUAAUUUAGAUUUUGGGUUCAUGUUAAUGGAGCUACAAUUUUCCCCAAUUACCCUGUAAUAACAAGACAGAGAAAAUUCAUAUAUCCACAAAUUUUCAUUAUUCUUUUUUUAAGACCCAUGGGGAAAAAAUUAUUCUAUAUUUGUCAAUGUCAUCUUGUAGUUUUCGUUUCCUCUCCGAGACCGAUCGGUUAGCCUAAAGUGUUAGUAGAUAUAACAUAAUGUAAAAGAAUUUAUAAAUAUAGUAAAAUUUAGAUCCAAUUUUUAAAGUUUAUUGGUGAUAGACUAUAUCAUCAAAUGAGUCCAUUAACAAUAGAGUUUAUCAUUGAUAUAUUUUGCUAUAUUUGUAAUUUUUAAAAAUAUUGCUAUGUACUUAAUUAUUAAUCUUAAAGUGUUAUUCAUUAUUGUAAAUUACAUUUUUUUCAAUAAUUAGAAGAUGAAACCAAAGUCAACAUUGUUCAACUAACAUAAAUCUUUUGUUCGAAUCUCCCGAUCCGUUCAUAUUCUAUACCAUUAAUUUUUUUUUGGAUGAUAAUUACGUAUGUAAUGAAAUUAGUAGUGUAAUUUUUUUUUUUUUUGGUUAAAUAUGUAUGUAGUGUAUAAUUAUUUCAAUUUUAGAGUGUUUUCUUCUCAUGUGUGCUUAGUUCUCAUCUAGUUUGAUAAGAAGAUUCUCUUUAUGGUGUUGGGGAAGGUGCCAAAAAUAUUGUACAUUAGUGGGGGAUGUGAAAGCAAUGUGUAGAUUCUCUUUGAAAUGGUGGACUCACUUUUUCCCUCCUCCUUUUGGUAGAAAAACUCAUAC
Molecule: messenger RNA, 1504 nt
Organism: Benincasa hispida (wax gourd)
Lineage: Eukaryota; Viridiplantae; Streptophyta; Magnoliopsida; Cucurbitales; Cucurbitaceae
Product: small polypeptide DEVIL 18-like
Biological process (GO): negative regulation of cell population proliferation
Source: RefSeq, a predicted model, not a curated record